AUGUCUGUCCGGCGCUCCGCCCGCCUGCGCAGCAGUCAAACGCCUGAGGUGAGUCCCCUAGCAGCGCCUACCCUGGCAAGCCCCGAGGUGCCCUGGAGCCUCGAUCUUUCGGUAACUGACAGUCCUCUCUUCCGAAAGGCUCAGGAAUCAACUCCUCAGCCCGAGAUGGCACGACUUGCAUCUGUCCAGGAGCGCGACGAAACGCCCGCCGAUGAGGCUCCUGUUCGCACACCGUCCACGAAAAAGCAAAUUCCGGUAAAAACACCCACCACGAGCAAGCGCCAGACCGAAGCAAAGACCCCAACCACCGGAUCUGCCGUUCGUCCACCCCGCGAAGAGAUGCACCCAAGCAAGGCCCAUCCGAGCACCACCAAGCAAGCCGACUCUGGCCUGAUCCUUGGCUUCAACCCGAUUAAGAAAGAUGCAGACGGCAAUGUCGUCAAGGAGGAAAGCACUCCUUCCAAGUCGAAGGCAUCUCCAGCUCCCACUCAGUUUGGUACCCCCGGAUACGAGUUCAAGUUUAGCCAGGAUGCUCAGCUCAGCGACGAAGCCAAGCGCCUGAUGGACACGGUCCGCGCAGAGGCUGCGCAGAUUCGGGAGAAGAUGAUCAUGGAUAAGGCGAACGAAAACGGCCAGUCUGAGACAACUCAUGGAGAGCGAAAGAUUGCGAAGCCCAAGGGCAAGGCUGGCCGAUUCAGCGACGUGCACAUGGCUGAGUUCAAGAAGAUGGAUUCGAUUGCCAACCAUCCUUCAUCUUUCCGUGCCGCGCCUGGUCGCUUCGAGCCCGUCACCAAGUCUCUGAAGCGAACCAAAUCGAAGGCACAACUCGAUGAGCCUGAGCCCUCCAACAACUCGUCCAACUCAUCUCCUUCGCGAUCUCCCUUGAAGCCGCCCACUGCCGCCACGCCUGCUGCUGCCAAUGCCAAGCGCGUCAAGCACAACCCUGCCAAUGAGAAGCCUGCCACUCAGGCUGAGGCCAAUCAGCCUGUCCAGUUCAACCCGGCGCAGCUCAAGCAAGAGAAGACGCCCCGUAAGCCUGCCGGACCACGCCCACGCUCCGCAAUUCGGAACUCUUUCAUGACUCCCACCCGAGCUUCCAUGGCUCACACCACCUCGGCCAGUCUUAAGGCCCCAAAGACUUCUCUCAUUCCUUCUCUUGCGCGCUCUCCGGAGACCCGGGCACUGGCAUCUCCCCGAACUCCUCGGACUGAAUUCAACCCGCGUAUCAAGGGCGGUUUGCCCACUCUGGACGGUUUGAAGUCCAUCCUUCGUCGUCGCCAGCCUUUGUUCUCUCGUGACCCAGCCAAGAUUGCUGCUGGCACUCACGUGGCUGCCCCCGACUUCAACCCGGACUCGAUAUUUGCCGAGCAGGAGGAUGUGGCUGACUCUGCUCCCACUCCAUCGCCCAAGAAGCACGUCGAGUUUACUCCUAGCGUCAAGUCUCGUCAUCAACUCGCCGAGGCCUCGCCUUCUCGAUCCAGAAUUCCCACCACCCCAUCUCGCACCAAGUUGUCGGAUAUCGUCUACCCAGCCCUCCCCACCCUUACUCCUGAUCAGAAGGCGACUGCUUCUGAGCCUUCCAACGACCAACCUGCUGCCUCUCCCACAAUUCGCCACGUCCGCAAGUCAAAUGUCGACGAGCAGACCGCUGCUUAUCCCGAAAUUCCUGUCAUUGCCCACGGAAUUGCUCAUGGAAUCGGCAACAAGAAGCGACACCGUGACGAGGUGGAUGAUGAUACCGACAACUCCGAGAAUGUUCCGCCUGCCGAUUCUCAGCCCGAUGAGCGCAGCGUCAAGCGGAUCAAAGCCACCCCCAGCCCAGUCAAGGCUCAGCCUGCGAAGACCCCUUCGCGCACACCUUCUGGUCGCGUCGGCACUCCCGCCAGUUCCAAGCAGAAGCCUCGCGGCGUUCUCAGCUUGAGCCGUCUGAACAUGCUCGCCAAGCCCAAGGGUCGUGCUUAG
This is a messenger RNA of Penicillium argentinense, 1962 nucleotides long. RefSeq lists its product as uncharacterized. The transcript has a single exon. The coding region runs from base 1 to 1962 and encodes 653 amino acids. The record is from RefSeq and is a predicted model, not a curated record. NCBI's taxonomy places the organism in Eukaryota, Fungi, Ascomycota, Eurotiomycetes, Eurotiales, Aspergillaceae.